Molecule: messenger RNA, 2013 nt
Organism: Aspergillus niger
Lineage: Eukaryota; Fungi; Ascomycota; Eurotiomycetes; Eurotiales; Aspergillaceae
Exons: 6
Coding region: 1-2013 (670 amino acids)
Cellular component (GO): cytosol
Molecular function (GO): acetyl-CoA synthetase activity; AMP binding
Source: RefSeq, a predicted model, not a curated record
AUGGCCGACGGCAGUGUUAUGCCCCCCAAGUCCUCCGUGGUGGUCGAGGCCCACGAAGUCGACACCUUCCAUGUCCCCGAAGCAUUCCACCAGAAGCACCCGACAGGUACCCACUUGAAAGACCUUGACGAGUACAAGAAGCUCUAUGAGGAGUCCAUCCGCAGCCCAGACACUUUUUGGGCUCGCAUGGCCCGCGAACUUCUUCACUUCGACCAAGACUUCCAGACCACCCACAGUGGGUCGCUGGAGAAUGGCGACAAUGCCUGGUUUGUCGAGGGUCGUCUGAACGCCUCCUACAACUGCGUCGAUCGCCAUGCCUUCAAGAACCCCGACAAGGUCGCCAUUAUCUACGAGGCCGAUGAGCCCAGCGAGGGCCGCACAAUCACCUACGGUGAGCUCCUGCGCGAGGUGUCUCGUGUGGCCUGGGUUCUCCGCCAGCAGGGUGUGAAGAAGGGUGACACCGUUGCUAUCUACCUUCCCAUGAUUCCGGAGGCCAUUGUCGCUUUCUUGGCUUGCUCUCGUAUCGGUGCCGUCCACUCCGUUGUUUUCGCCGGUUUCUCGUCCGACUCUCUCCGGGACCGUGUCCUGGACGCUGGCUCCAAGGUCGUCAUCACGACCGAUGAGGGCAAGCGUGGAGGAAAGGUCAUUGGCACCAAGCGCAUUGUCGAUGAAGCCCUGAAGCAGUGCCCCGAUGUCACUAGCGUCCUGGUCUACAAGCGCACCGGCGCGGAGGUCCCCUGGACCAAGGGCCGUGAUGUCUGGUGGCACGAGGAGGUCGAGAAGUACCCCAACUACCUUGCUCCUGAGCCGGUGAACUCGGAAGAUCCCCUCUUCCUGCUCUACACCUCUGGUUCUACCGGAAAGCCCAAGGGUGUCAUGCACACCACGGCUGGUUACCUUUUGGGUGCUGCCAUGACCGGCAAGUAUGUCUUUGAUAUCCACGACGAUGACCGCUACUUCUGUGGUGGUGAUGUUGGCUGGAUCACCGGCCACACGUACGUCGUAUAUGCACCCUUGCUGCUCGGAUGCUCUACCGUGGUCUUCGAGAGUACCCCGGCUUACCCCAACUUCUCCCGUUACUGGGACGUGAUCGAGAAGCACAAGGUGACCCAAUUCUACGUCGCCCCCACUGCCCUGCGACUUCUGAAGCGGGCUGGCGACGAGCACAUUCACCACAAGAUGGCACACCUGCGUGUCCUGGGCUCUGUCGGUGAGCCUAUUGCUGCCGAGGUCUGGAAAUGGUACUUCGAGGUGGUCGGAAAGGAAGAAGCCCACAUCUGCGAUACCUACUGGCAGACUGAGACGGGUUCGAAUGUCAUCACUCCCCUGGGUGGUAUUACCCCGACGAAACCCGGAAGCGCGUCGCUUCCCUUCUUUGGCAUUGAGCCCGCCAUCAUUGACCCGGUCUCUGGUGAGGAGAUCACUGGCAACGAUGUGGAGGGUGUGCUUGCCUUCAAGCAACCCUGGCCGAGCAUGGCCCGUACCGUGUGGGGCGCCCACAAGCGCUACAUGGAUACCUACUUGAACGUUUACAAGGGCUACUACUUCACUGGAGAUGGUGCAGGCCGCGAUCACGACGGAUACUACUGGAUCCGGGGUCGUGUUGACGAUGUGGUCAACGUUUCCGGACACCGUCUGUCCACGGCUGAGAUUGAAGCCGCCCUCAUUGAGCACCACAUGGUGGCUGAGGCUGCUGUCGUCGGUAUUGCCGACGAGCUUACCGGUCAGGCCGUCAACGCAUUCGUGGCCCUGAAAGAGGGCAACGAGACCAGCGACCAGGUCCGCAAGGAUCUGAUCAUGCAGGUUCGUCGGUCCAUCGGACCUUUCGCUGCCCCCAAGGCCGUCUACGUUGUCGAGGAUCUCCCCAAGACCCGUAGCGGUAAGAUCAUGCGCCGUAUUCUCCGGAAGAUCCUGAGCGGCGAGGAGGACAGCCUGGGUGACACUUCUACUCUGUCGGACCCUUCGGUUGUUGACAAGAUCAUUGCCACGGUGCACGCUGCCCGUGGCAAAUAA